AGAGGUUUGUUUGUAGAUAGAAACAUAACAUGUCUAUAUAAAAAUUUCAUUCAAUUAUGGUUUUGAAUUUGGUCAAUUGAAUAUUUCUUUGUGUUCGUUGAUCAUUUGUUAAUUGAUUGAUAUCGAUGCAGAAUAGUAGUAUUGUAAACUGCAGUAAUUGAACACUUGAACAGUGAUGUGUGAACUUUAGCCCUAGCUACGUGUUAGAUGUAAAAAUGUUUUGUUUUAGUAAAAUUAUUUUCUUUGUCGCUCUUAGCAUUAUUUUUUGUGAUAUAAAUCGCGUAUUAUGUGGAACGAGCAGGAAGCUAAGCCAUUUCGUAUACCCAGACAGCAAUUCAACAUAUUGUCGGAAUUUGAUAGUUAUUAAAGCUGAAGGACCCGCAGAUGUGCUUUACCAUGUGUGGGAUUUCGGCCCCGAACUAGAUGAACCAAUAUUAACCAUGCACGCAGUACCUCCUCAUGCGAACAUAUCCGUGAAUUGCACACAAAAAGCUAUCAAUUUUACAUCUGAGCCAUUAUAUUUCUUCGGUGUGGUGAUCAGGAAUAUUUACGAAUUCAACGAUAAAGAUGAUUCGGGAAUUUUGCACAGCGAUGACUCUCAAAACAUAAAAAUGCCUUUUCAAUACUUCAAUUGGGCUGUACAAGGGUUCCUCGACGAUCUACCUAGUAAUUCUAUCACUUAUUAUCUCAGCGCCGAUGGUUACCAACAUGGAAAUAUUACCAAAACUGGUGUAAUAAGUAUUACGGUUUCAGUUUUUGGAGAUUAUGGCCAUUCUGUUGAUUUACCUCAUUUGUUGCAUACUGAAAAUAGCACGCAGGUCGAUCUAGUUAUCGGUAAUUUUACUACGGCUUAUGAUAGAUCUCGAUUCGCAAUCGAAUUAGCAACGUUAAGUAUGAACGAACCAGACACUAAAGUGAGAUUAUCAGCUAAGAAAACGCUAGAUGAUGAAAAUACUCCGGGAGUGUUUAUAUUGGAUACAUUACGUGUUGGAGACGAUGACGAUAUAAAUCAAGCACACAGCGGGUAUUUGCAGUGGCGUCCAAUCGUCUACACAUCGCCCAAUAAAGUCGUGUCAAAUUCAACGAAAACCUUUGAGUAUGAUAUCGUCAAUGCAACUCGAUCUGUGUUCGAUACAUAUUGUCUAUAUCCCAGUUUAUUACUUGAUUCACGUGGCUCCCCAGUCAGUGCUGUAUGUGCAAACAUAUCACUUGGGUGGAGUGGAGAUGGAUUUUAUAAAAGAACUAAUUACUCCUCAUGGUCAUUCUUGGUUGGAAUUGGGAGCUCGCCGGAGCCUGAAUUUUCUAUGAUGGUUUUUCUCAUCAUCGCUAUCGGUUUAGGAUUCCCUACGUUGAUCAUCUUAGGUGGAACUGCUUUCAUGAUCUACAGAAAAGUCAGAACCGGUGAUUAGUAUAGGUAAAUGGAUUGAAGCAUUUAUUCGUCCUUCGAUUUUAUUCGAGUCAUACCAAUUUUAUAAAAGUCUAUAUACCUUCGAAGAAGGAGAUUAUCGCAUGGAUGAUAUUUUUUACACUUAUUUUUUUAAAUUUAUUAUCGUUGUUAAUGAUAUCAAAACAUUUAUUCUGUUUAAUAUCAAGUUAAGCAGGUCUAGUUCUUGGCUCAAAGGUUCUUCGAUACCUUAUGGGCGUUGAGUAAUUGCCUAGUUCACAGAUGCAGUUUUUUUCUCGCUUAAUGUAGCAUUUUGCUCAAAUUUAGAAUUAUUUUCUCCUGCGUUUGGGCAUUUCGCAUGUUCGAGAUUCCUCUUAUGACAAGUAGUUUGUGUCUGCGUUAAUUGUAUAGCUUCAGAAGGAUACUUUUUUGCUCUUGUGAUGUCAAUAUGUGUUUUGAUCUUGGUGAAAUCGAUGCAAUAUUUUGCCAAUGCAAUCGAUGGUUUGUUCGUAGUGUUUGAUUUGCUUCUAAAACACAUUAUUCUUUGUUUUUCUCAAAUAUUCCAACGUAGUUUUCGUUAUCUUUAGUGUUUGCUUUUGAUUAAUAAUAGUUUCUUAUCUGAUACAUUUUCCUGCGCAUUUCUCUUCGCAUUGUUUCGCUUUCGGCUACCCUGAAAAAUAUUCGUACAUAGCUUUGUGAGAAGCUAUAUUAGCUGUGGUUCUAUAGACUGCAAAGUACCAUAGAGUGAUGUUUUAUUCGCAAAAAUGAAUUUUAUUUUAAGGCUUAUCUUAUAAUUUAUAAGAUCUCAAAUGUGAUGAAUAUUUUUAAGCUGCUCGUGUGAUCAAAUACUUGUUGUUUUUCCUACAUACCUUUACCUAUCUAUACUUUUUCUUUAACCUAUUUCUAUUCUUUUAUUAUCGAUUGUAUGUAUUAAAAAUAAUUUUGCUCAAAUUAUUUGUGAGCUUUGUGCACGAUUUCGCACAUUUACGAGUAUAUUCGUAUCCUAAGUAUUUGUGUAAUAUUAUGGUUUUAUACGUUUGGAACUUUUAUUGCCAUUGAUUUUUAUCGUUUAUCCCCGAAUUCCGUGCCGAAUUAUUGUGUUUUCUUGUUUACUUUGUCGUAUAUUAUUUGAAUAAUUCUUUAUGCAGUAAUCUAUUUAUCUACUACGUAUAUUUUAAUGAUUAUUUUUAAUUAAUAUUUGGAGCAUAUCCUAUGUUACCAUUCUAGGAAUUUUUUUCUCUAUAGUACCUUUUUUUUAAUGUUCAAGUUUUAAGUUAUUUUCUUCGUGUUUUUAUCUUUUCCUCUUUCUAUCCGUAUUUUUCCCUUUUUUUAAAAAUAAAUUAUAUCUAUUUACGUGA
Molecule: messenger RNA, 2742 nt
Organism: Planococcus citri (citrus mealybug)
Lineage: Eukaryota; Metazoa; Arthropoda; Insecta; Hemiptera; Pseudococcidae
Product: glycosylated lysosomal membrane protein-like
Exons: 6
Coding region: 216-1409 (397 amino acids)
Cellular component (GO): lysosome
Source: RefSeq, a predicted model, not a curated record